Messenger RNA from Lachancea mirantina, 2574 nucleotides. Lineage: Eukaryota; Fungi; Ascomycota; Saccharomycetes; Saccharomycetales; Saccharomycetaceae. The record is from the annotation of a GenBank genome assembly.
AUGGAUGAACACCCCUUCAAUAUACUUCGUGAGUUAAAUAUACAGUCUUUUGACCGAUUCGAGAAUGUUGAUAUGGGAACAAAGAUUGAUGAUGAAGAACAGUCGAAGGAGACAUUGCGUUACAUAGACCAGUCCGAGUUUUCCGGACAAGUUUCGUCGAAAUUUCGUGAAGAUGACCAGACCCUCAACGAGGCAUCGAACCAACCCUUAUGCGCAGGCCGCAUAAAGGAAGCGCACAAUAAGGGUCCUGACGGUAUGGAAUCUGACGAAUCAGGGGCUAGAGAUCUGCCUCGCGUUAAAGACAUGGCAAUUAGGGUCUACUCGGAAAACGAGCGGUCGAAUUUCGACGAAGACACUGGCGAGAGAAUGUACGACGACUGGCGUUACAGGCCAAUUUAUCGAGGAGAUUUGCAAUCUUAUCGUGGAACAAAGCCCUUGGAAAUACCGAGCGUGGCGAAACGCCGGUACUCGACAUCGACAGAUUACAAAGAUGCAAGUUUAACGGGCCGUAACGACGAAAAUGGAAACUACAAACGUGUUUUCGCUGAUAUGCAGGACGAAUACAUACCGGACUUUAGUUUCUCAGAUGCUGUUUCCAAAUGGCUGGUGGACGACAUUGCUAUGGGGCAAACGGAGGCUCCGUGGAGUAAUGACGACGAAGAAGACAUGAGAAAUGCUUCUUCUUCGUCAUCUGCGUCUCUGCAGAUCAAUACAAGCCAUUCAAGGGUCAUGCCUAUCCCCCUCCCUGAAGGGAGGUCGUCGCUUUACCAAUGGGAUGCAGGAUCUCAGGGAAGCCAGCCCUAUUCCACAGGGAUUAGACCUACAGCCAUAUCUUUUGAGAAGGCAGACAAAAUACCCUGGGCUUUGGAAACUUCACGACCAUCGGCCAGGCAGCUAAAGAGGCAGAAAUCCGAUAUUCCCCCAUCUCCUUGCACUGUGACACCAUUAAGUCCAACGUCAAUCCCAAACCUUAACCUAACCUCAGGUGAAUUAAGGACAAUUAGCUCCAAGCUUCCUGAAGACUUUAUGAGUUUGCCCUAUUCUCAGCGAAAAAAAAUGAUCAUGAGCAUAUUUCCGGACAAAGAUUACAAGAGCGUUAUGUUGCAACUGAAAAAAACCUCCUUUCCCUCUGCUGAAAGUAGUUCGCGCCUUUUCCAGAGCAGACCGCGACGUGAGUCAGUGGCUUCCCAAUUUUUGAGCUCGUUUACGCCGUCUUCAUCUGCAAAAUAUACCCGUCGAAAGAAUGAUAUCAUGGGAUAUAAGUUGGGCAAGAUUCUUGGGUUCGGCGCAUGGGGAAUGGUUCGCGAGUGCUGUCGUGACAGUAGUCUCGAAGAUGGAGAUCAAAGUCUUGGCGAUCAAAGUACUUCUGAUGUGAAUCAUAUGGAAUCAGGUUCCAUCAAGGCAAUGAAGAUAGUCAAAUUUCGGGAGAAUAAUUCUGUUAAAAGCCAGGUUCUCAGGGAGGUCGAAAUAUGGGCAAGUAUCAAGCACCAUAACAUUUUGCCUUUAAUCAGCUGGAAGCUCGAGGAAGAUUAUGCAAUCUAUUGCCUCACAGAAAAAAUUAGCGGUGGGACGCUUUACGACCUGGUGAUGUCUUGGAGCGAAUUCAAAGACUCAAAAAUCAAUCUCAAAGAAAGACGUGACAUAAGUGCGGCUCUAUGCUUGCAAGCUGUAUGUGCUCUUAAGUACAUGCAUUCAAAAAGCAUUGUGCAUGGCGACGUAAAGUUAGAAAAUUGCUUACUGGAAAAAAGGCGAGACACGGGCAAAAGAGGCUGGCAUCUGUUACUGUGUGAUUUUGGGAUGAGUCGGCAUUUUCAUGUCCCAGCACCGAAGAUAUUGGAUAGGACAACUGAUUCUUUGACCAAGAGAGACAUUCACCGAAUAGACAAAAAGAAAAGGAAAAAGUACAAGAUUCCAAAAGCCGUCUCGCAUACCGGAUUGGGCUCUUUAUCUUUUAAUGAGAUGGAGUUACACGAAAGAACUAACAGAGAUGGUACCGCGCCUUUAGGUGUGAGCUCAUUUCCCAAACCAUACGGCCCAGGAAUGACUAGUGCUUUUAUGUUGAGAAAUUGCCUUUCAUCAAAUGAGUUGAGCUUUUCCUCACAGGCAGAAACUAUCCAUGCAAUAUCCGCAGAUGGUAGUCAGGAUACGCAGAAAAGAAGAAUCGAAGUCGGAUGUCGCAGAAUACAGGCGGAUCCACAUACGCACAUCGGGUCGCUUCCAUACGCUGCUCCUGAACUUUUGGAGCCAGGAAGACCAUACCUUACACCUUCUGCUGACACAUGGGCUUUGGGAGUGACACUUUAUACAAUGCUUACUGGUAAGCUGCCCUUUAAGCACGAUUACGAGCCCAGGCUUCGUGCAAUGAUCACGUCUGCCAAAUAUGAUGAAGAGCUUUUACGCAGUGCGUGCUUUGAUGACAUUGAAGAUGGUCAAACGGGGCAAGUUAAAAAAUCACAACUACUUAUGGAUACGGUUGUGGGCUGUUUGCAAAAAGAUUUCAAACAGCGUCACUCUCUGGACACCGUAGAAGAAUUUCUUCGAAGGUAUUUGUCUUUGUCAUCGCCAGGCAUCUAG